Linepithema humile (Argentine ant) is the source of this 3383-nucleotide messenger RNA. Its product is annotated as protein toll-like. Gene Ontology annotation, molecular function: transmembrane signaling receptor activity; protein binding. Gene Ontology annotation, biological process: innate immune response; toll-like receptor signaling pathway; inflammatory response. NCBI's taxonomy places the organism in Eukaryota, Metazoa, Arthropoda, Insecta, Hymenoptera, Formicidae. Gene Ontology annotation, cellular component: plasma membrane. The record is from RefSeq and is a predicted model, not a curated record.
UCUUCUUUAAUUUCGAUAACAUUUCAGUACCAGAGUGAACGAUACGACAGAAACAGUGCACAGGAAAGAAAUUUGUACCUUUUUCAUGAUUAAUUGCAAAUAAAUUCAGACACGCAUUCUAAAUAACGUUUUAAAAUGUGCACUCGUCGCAAAAUAUGCUUCGCGAUUUUACUCGUUGUUGUGUGUAGUGUAUCCGCUUCUCUGUGUCCAGAAAAUAAGAUAUGUAGUUGCGAAUGGAGUAUACGGGACACUAUCGAGAUAAUAUGUAAAAUUAACAAUUCGUCUAUUGAUAUUGAAUUUGAAUCAAUCGAGUCUAUAAAGGUUACAUGUUCUAAUGCGAACUGGUCAGAUUUUCAGCUGUACAACUUAACAAAACGUUCAGUAAAGAAUAUGUAUUUUUAUAACUGCGAUUUACCGAAGGACAGCAGUUUAAAAACGAUUACGGACAUGCUAGGAGCCACUAAUGUGGAAAAAUUAGUUUUCCAUUCAUAUAAAAAUUUAAGUUCUUUUAAGAGAUUGCAUCUGAACGGCUUCGUAAAUUUACGUUUGUUGGAUUUAUCGAAUAACAUUAUAUCCAGCAUAGAUACAGAUCUGCUAGCCGAUUUACCUAAUCUAAUAAGAUUAAACUUGCGCAAAAGCAAUUUAAUAACAGUUACUCCACUUUCUGAUCAUGAUUCCAAAUUGCAGGAACUUGACUUAGGAGAGAAUAGAUUGGAAUGGAUAAAACCAGACAUAUUCGACAAAUUUUAUAAUCUAACAUGGCUUUCUUUAGAAAAAAAUAACUUAACUAAGUUUAAAUCAAGAAUCUUUGACAAACUUGUCAAUGUUUUACUUAUCAAUCUUUUCUCGAACAACUUGGUCAGCUUGCCGGAAAACAUAUUCGGGAAGCUAAAAAAUCUCGAAACACUUAGUUUAGCUGAAAAUAAUUUUACACUUUUGCCAAGAUACCUGCUACAAAACAAUACAAAUCUACGAAUUAUUGACUUAUCCUUCAACAAAAAAAAAUUGAACACCUUACCAGAUGGAUUUUUUCGUAAUUUAACAAAAUUGGAAAUGUUGAAAGUGGAAAAAGAUGGACUUACUCUUUUGCCGGAAGACCUUUUGUGGGGAUGUUUUUCGCUGACAAGUCUUACACUAAGUAGAAAUGAUCUGGGCUUUUUACCCAAACUUAUAUUCCGGGAUUUGAAAGAGCUGAGAGAAUUGAAAUUAGAUUCUAAUGCAUUUAGAAAACUACCCAAUAUAUUUCAAGAUCUCAAGCAAUUAAAAAAAUUAGAUUUAUCAAAAAAUUAUAUUUCAUUCAUUGACAAUGAGGUUUUCAAGGAAUUAGAAUAUUUGGAAGAAUUAAAUAUGGCAGAAAAUUCCUUGAUACUGAUUUCCGAGAGAAGCUUCAUUUUUUUACACAGUUUACAAAUUGCCAACUUUUCACACAACAAUCUUACGUUAAAUAUUGUAACUUCAAAUGACCAUAAUGAUGAUGACAUAACAGAGUCACCUUUUGCUUCUUGCUACCUUUUAAAGAAAUUAUAUUUAAGUCACAAUCGCAUAUCGGAAAUGUUUAGCGAUUGGGUCAUUGAUAUGGAGCACCUUCAAAAAUUGGAUCUUAGAAAUAACUAUAUAUCCCAUUUAUCUGCCGAAGAUUUACAGUUUGCAUCGGAAAAUAUCGAAGUGGAUUUGACUUAUAAUAAAAUACGAUCCAUCUCUUUGAACAACGCCAAAGACAUCUUCAAGAACGAUUGGUCAAAUCACGCAGUGAUAUUGAUUGAACAUAAUCCUUUGCAUUGCGAUUGUGAAUUGUAUGACUAUCUGCGCUAUCUCGAAGGCGGAAUGAAUCCUAUCAUGGAAAAAUAUAUUAAUAUAGAUCCAAAAAAUCUAACUUGCUUUGUCCCAUUAAAAUUGCGACACAUGCGCAUUAUAGAUUUACAGUCUAAGUUAUUUACAUGUACAAUGAAUGCAGAUAUAUAUAUUGACUCAAUAUGUCCCGACAAAUGUAGCUGCUUUAGAAACCUGGAGGAUGAAGCAUUUAUAAUUGAUUGCUUUGGUAGAAAUUUUACUGUUGUGCCAAGCGUCAAGAAUAUUCCGCACAAAUUUUGGCAAAUCAAAUUGAAUCUCUCCAAUAAUCAAUUAACUGAAAUGCCAAAUUUGAAAGAAUUGGGAUAUGGACCAGUGAGAACACUUAUAUUAUCUAACAAUAAUAUUUCCGAGAUUUCCUUAAAUAAAUUGCCGGAAUCAUUAGAGGUUUUGGAGCUUCAUAAUAACAAAAUAUCAAAAAUGUCUUCCAACGUGUUAAAUUUUCUGACCUGCUGCACAAAUUUAUAUUUAGUAACUUUACAUGGAAAUCCGUUUAUAUGCAAUUGCAGUACUACAGAUUUCUUUACUUUCAUUCACACAUUUAAAUCACACAUAAUAGCCGAUCUACAUAGAAUUACAUGUCAGGAGAAGAAUAAAUUUAUUUCAAAAAUGACAAUAACUGAUUUUUGUCCGAAUUAUAUGGAUAAUAACACGACUGGAUGGUCUGGAAGGAACAUUUCUUUGAUUAUAUUUGUUAUUGUGGGAUUAUUCAUCAGCAUCAUCGGUCUUCUCUAUUAUAUGUAUCGAAAGCAAUUUAAGAGAAAAUUAUAUGAGCAUCGAUCAAUAAUAGAAUUCGCUGAAAAUGAUGAAGAGGAUGGAAAGGAAGAAGAGACUAAUAUAGAUGAGGAAGUGUGUUACGAUGUGUUUGUAAGCUACUCGCAGGAUGAUCAUGUUUUCGUAAUGAACAACUUUGUGCAUGUAUUGGAGAACGGCUUGAAGCCAUUGAAGUUGUAUCUUCCUUAUAGAGACUGGUCAGUAAGCGAGUGGACAACAGCAAACAUAAUAAAAUCUGCGAAAUUGUCCGGACAAAUGAUGAUGGUGCUGUCGCCAAGUUUUUUAGAGAACGUCUGGGGAAAGAUGGAACUUAGGGUCGCGCUUUGUCAAGCUUGGGAAAAGUAUCAAGCGGAUGUGAUAUUAAUCCUGUACGGUGAAAUAGAACCCACUGACAAGCACUUAGAUUCAGAAUUGAGAAAUUUCAUAAAUGCAAACAUUUACAUUAAAUGGGGAGAUCCUUGGUUCUGGAAGAAAUUGGGACAAUUAUUGAAACAUGAUGUUAAGGACAAAGCAAAUCGCAGUGAACCUGCAUUCCUUGAUUAUCCUAAUCAAGGUUCUAGUGAAACAUUGCUUUCCAACUAAAUAACGAAAUGAAGAUUCAUUUUCUAUAUAAACGAGGCGAGAAUGCGACGAUAGAAUACGACAUUGAAUUUGUUGUUAGUAAAAGCGCUAUAGAAAAAAAUAUUUGUCUUAUCCGUUGCUUCGCACUUGAUUAUACAAUAAUGCAAAUUAAGAAAAAAUUCAGAAAACAAUAAAUUUGA